GUUACUGCUUUUCCUUUUUAGAACUGUCAUAAUUUCCAUUGUUUCACAUCUUGUAGACAUACAGUAAUUGUUUAACAUUUAGUUUUCUGAUGAAAGCAUCUGGAUAGUGACUUUGCAGCACAUGCUUUUACUUAAUUUGCCACAUUUAUGUCUUUUGGCCAAACCUUGGUUAAACUUGCUCGACAUGCAUAAUAAGUAUGCAGGAAGGAAGCUGUGAGGAACAGAGGAAGCAAAAGGACAAAUCUGUAACCCUAUGUCCAAAUAUGGAGACCUCCCUUUCAAAAUUUAAAACAUGGCUUUGCAGACAAUCUUUCUAACAUUUAAGUGGCUAUUGUUACAAAGUCUGUAACAGUCUAUGCUCUCCUUUUCUCAGUUACAAACCUACCUCAGAAUACCCACGGUGAUCAGAGCACAGAUGGAUCUAAACUGCUUCACGUAUCUGCUGGUCCUGUGCGCCCUCAAUAAGCUGCUUGUUGUGGCGAGCCCUGAAGAUGAAUACCAGGAGCAUCUGAACCAUCGGGGGGAACAUAAGUCGACGCGGAAACAAAUCGCCACGGCCCAGUACGAAUGUUUCCAGAGGAUUGUGAAAGAAUCACAGCGUAAAAUGAAAACAAUAGCAGGGCCAGUGUGCAACAGGACGUGGGAUGGGUGGCUGUGCUGGGACGAAACUGAAGCCGGACAAACGGAGCAGAGCUGUCCGGACUACUUUAAAAAUUUUGAUCCUAAUGCGAUUGCAUCCAAAGUGUGCUCAGAGACAGGCCAGUGGGGACGCCACCCAGAGAGCAACAGGACGUGGACAAACUUCACAAACUGCCAAGCCAACACAAUACAUCAUGGGACAGUGGCAAUGACUCACUUCUACUUGGUCAUGAUCGGUCACGGCCUGUCGCUGGUGUCACUUCUCAUAUCAUUAGGAAUAUUCUUCCAUUUUAAGAGUCUGAGCUGUCAGAGGAUAACACUCCAUAAAAACCUCUUCUUCUCAUUCGUGCUGAACUCCAUCAUCACCGUUGUCUGGCUUACAACAGUGGUGAAGAAACAGGGACACACAUACAACGAUUCAGUGAGCUGCAAGCUGCUCAUGUUCAUCCACCUGUAUCUGUUGAGCUGCAACUACUUCUGGAUGCUGUGCGAGGGCAUCUACCUGCACACUCUGAUUGUUGUGGCAGUGUUUGCAGAAAAACAACAUUUCAUGUGGUAUUAUCUGCUGGGCUGGGGUUUUCCACUCCUGCCAGCGGUGAUACAUUCAAUAGCACGUCAGUGCUACUACAAUGACAAAUGUUGGGUCAGCUCGGAUACUUCCUUGCUGUACAUUAUCCACGGACCCAUCUGCGCCGCAUUGGUGGUGAAUCUUUUCUUCCUGCUGAACAUCGUUCGGGUUCUCAUCACCAAGCUGAGGGUGACGCACCAGGCCGAGUCCAGCCUCUACAUGAGGGCCGUGAGAGCCACCCUCAUCCUCAUCCCCUUGCUUGGCAUCCAGUUUGUCCUGCUCCCCUACAAGCCCCAGGAUCACUGGGUCUCUGAAAUCUACCUGUACAUCAUGGAAAUCCUCAUGCACUACCAGGGUCUUUUGGUUUCUACAAUAUUCUGCUUCUUCAACGGGGAGGUCCAGAGUGUUCUGCGGAGACACUGGAACCAGCAGCGAAUGCAGUUCCACGGCACAUUUGGCAACGCUGAGUUCUUCCGCUCGGCCUCGUACGUGGCGUCGUCGCUCACAGAAGUCCACCGCUGCUACAGCAUCGAAAGCCACACAGAGCACAUCAACGGCAAGAGAUACUCAGACAUAUUCAGAUCGGACAGCCCGUUCGUGUGAAGGUGGCGCUUCAGGCUCACUGUUUCUUUGACUUUUCACAAGAUGUUAUGAAGAUUGAUUUCUUCUGGGAGUUUUACCACUGUUCAUGGCAACUGAGUACAAACUUUUCCCUUUCAUACAAACUCACAUAUUUCUUUUUUGACUUUUUCUCACGAAUAUUACACAACAGAAGGAGCUUGAGACCAAAGCCACGGUUUCUUCAUCAUUAUUUACAUCCCACUAAUGGAAAGGACACAAAGAAGACACGAAGAAGACCCUGUGAUUCAACCGGCCUCACCGGCCUCAAAGCAUUAACACAAGGAAUAAAUGCUUUUUGCAUCACGUGGAAUAAACUUGGACAAGAAGCUGUUCUGUUGAGCUGAUAUGUAAAGAGAGAUGUUUUUUCUGGGCAUUUUGAGGAUGUUGAUGCCAUUUAGAAAUGGGCAGUUAUUGAUUGAGGGUGUUGUGGAAAGGAUAUGCACAAAAACCCUGUCGAAAUACUUCUCAAAUCUGAAAUAGCAUUUCAGGUUAAUAAACUUUUCUUUGCAGGCAGAAAUAAUGUCAUCGAUUAGUGCCGAAACAACAGUCGCUGGGAAUAGCAAAGAAAGUGUUGGUCUCUCUGACUAGAGAGGCAACUGUUAUCCCUUCAAGAAAGUAAAAGAGCAAAGUACCAAGAUUCCUGUUGUUAGUACUCUCACUAGACUUGUAAAGUAUAAAAAAGUGAAAACACUCACAAAAAAGAAGAAAUAAACAGAUAGCUUGCUUUGCUAAACAUCAUUCCUGCUUUGACUUUUGAAUGAAGGCGUGCAACUCAGAAUAUAGGGAGAGUUUUCUAUUUAUGUAUUAUUUCCUUGAGCUAAGUUAAAAACAAAUAAAGAGGUUCACAAUAAAAUGUUGUCAGAAACAUACACUUACAUUGUCUCAUCCCGUCAUGUCUACAGUCAAUGCUCCGUAAGGCUCACCAUUUUUCUUUCUUUAUAACUGAUUUUUCCAAAAUGCUGUAGAGAUUAUUGUGAGAUAAUCACAGUGAAAAUACGACUGAAAAGCAUGUUUCUGUACAUUUUAUUUGUGUAUGAAUUAAGUAUUUCAAGGCACAAAAUAUGAAGCCUUUAGUGUACUUUGUAUAUUUUUCCAGUCAACUAAUGGUAUAAAGUUGUUGAAGGUUAAAAUGUUUUUAGAUUCAUUAUGUAAAGAUGUUCGUGUCCAGGAAACAAUUUCAGCAGGAACUGACUUAUGUUGAUUCACUGAUAGGAUGAAGUUUGUCACCUUUAGUUAGAAAUAAAAGUGAGAGUGAAUUUCCUGACAAGUGAAGAGCUGCUGGUUUCAGCCUUCCAAAAAAAGAAAAAAUAAUAAAAGGGGGGAAAUUAUGUAUAGCUUUCAACCAAUGGUAUUAGGUGAUGUAAAAGUGUAAAAGUGGUCUUAUAUAGAUGUAGACCAUAGAAUAUAGUCAAAAGUCCUGCAAAAAGUUAGUAAGUGACUCUUGAGUUUAGAAUAUUUUACCACAGAUGGACAGAAUUUGAUAUGAACCAUAGAUGUGUGUAUUUUCUCACUGCACAACAUUAGUUGUGCAGUGAGAAUCUCUUUGUCACAGUCUGAAUCUCUUUGUUUGUAUUGAAAUAUAAAUGUAAAUAAAGGCAGGCUGUUUUAAACUGAUAUUCGGGGGAAAAAAGAGUUACUGUUUUUGUGUUUCUUUCC
Anarrhichthys ocellatus (wolf-eel) is the source of this 3484-nucleotide messenger RNA. RefSeq names its product calcitonin gene-related peptide type 1 receptor-like. Gene Ontology annotation, biological process: angiogenesis; adenylate cyclase-activating G protein-coupled receptor signaling pathway; cell surface receptor signaling pathway. Gene Ontology annotation, cellular component: plasma membrane. The transcript has 12 exons. Bases 356 to 1810 code for a protein of 484 amino acids. Lineage: Eukaryota; Metazoa; Chordata; Actinopteri; Perciformes; Anarhichadidae. The record is from RefSeq and is a predicted model, not a curated record. Gene Ontology annotation, molecular function: calcitonin gene-related peptide receptor activity; adrenomedullin receptor activity; calcitonin receptor activity.